Messenger RNA from Motacilla alba alba, 3713 nucleotides. It is a transcript of the gene MVK, whose product is annotated as mevalonate kinase. Lineage: Eukaryota; Metazoa; Chordata; Aves; Passeriformes; Motacillidae. The record is from RefSeq and is a predicted model, not a curated record. The transcript is spliced from 10 exons. Gene Ontology annotation, cellular component: cytoplasm. Gene Ontology annotation, molecular function: ATP binding; mevalonate kinase activity. Gene Ontology annotation, biological process: cholesterol biosynthetic process; isoprenoid biosynthetic process. The coding region runs from base 47 to 1336 and encodes 429 amino acids.
UUGGCGGGCGGGGCUGUCGGUCGGCGCGGGCCGUGAGGCGGCGGCGAUGUGGGCGCGGGAGCUGGCGGUGUCGGCGCCGGGCAAGGUGAUCCUGCAUGGGGAGCACGCCGUGGUGCUGGGCAAGGUGGCCCUGGCCGUGGCGCUGGACCUGCGGACGUUUCUCCGCCUGCGUCCCGGCGCUGAGGGCCGGCUGAGCGUCUCCCUGCCCGGCGUCGGCGUGCGGAGGAGCUGGGACACCCCCGGCCUCCGGGCCCUGCGGGGGCGGAUCGCAGCUGAUGCUGAUGAGUCCAAGUCCCCCAGCGUAGAACAGCUGGAUGCACUGAGGGAGUUUGCUGGAAUUGCUGCUGGGGCCUCAGCUCCAGAAAGUCUUGCUACUCUUGCCUUCCUGUAUAUGUGCCUGGCUAUUUCUGCUAAGUAUGGGGAUGUUCCCAGUGUGGAUAUCGUGGUGUGGUCGGAGCUGCCCACGGGCGCAGGGCUGGGAUCCAGCGCUGCCUAUGCUGUGUGCCUGGCUGCUGCCCUGCUCAUGGUGUGUGGAGCCAUCUCCUGCCCGCUGCAGGAGGGAGAAUCCACUGCCAGGUGGACAGAAGAAGAGCUGACACUGAUUAACAGCUGGGCCUUCCGAGGGGAGCAGGUGAUCCAUGGCAAUCCAUCGGGUGUGGACAAUGCUGUUGGCACCUGGGGUGGAGCCCUGAGAUACCAAGCAGGAAAAAUCACACCGUUAAAGAGGGUGCCCACACUGAGGAUCUUGCUGACCAACACCAAAGUCCCUCGGAGCACCAAGAUCCUGGUGGCUGGUGUAAAGGAGAAGAUCCUGAAGUUCCCUGCCAUAAUGAACCCGGUGCUGGACUCCAUCGAUGCCAUUUCUCAGGAGUGCCAAAGUGUUCUGGAAGCAAUGCCUGCACAUCCAUCACCAGAGCAUUACCCUGUGCUGGAGGAAUUCUUUGACAUAAACCAACACCACUUAAAUGUGCUCGGAGUGGGCCACCCCUCCCUGGACAGGCUGUGCCAGGUGACAGCAUCCCACAGCCUGCACAGCAAACUGACAGGAGCUGGUGGAGGUGGCUGUGGCAUCACUCUGCUGCCACCAGAUCCUGUCAUUUUAAUCCCUCCUGGAUGCCGGGCACCAGCUUCGAGCCCUGCCCACUUCCAGGGUGCUCUCCAAGAAAACCCCGUGGCCGAUUCCUCCUGCAUGGCAGGAAACCCAGGGCACAUCCAGGCAGCUCCGGCGCUGCUCCGGCACGGUCCCGGUGCUGGCGCCGUGGCACAGCCGGGCUGCUGCUCACCGGCGUGGGUUCACCGUCCUCCCUCUUCGAUUCAUCAAGGGCAUGACAGCUAAAAUUCAUUUGAAGAUGAAGAAAGUGCCGGCUAAUCCUUUCUGGGAGACAGUGAUAGACUGGCGGCUCGGGAAGAAUUGCACAGCAGUAAUGAAAUUAGGCUAAAACUGCUGGCGGAUAGCAGAUAAUUGCCCUUGUCUGUCACGAGGAAUAACAUCUCCCAAAUCCAACACAAUGAUUGUUAAAGUUGCAGGAAUUUAUUUUAUUUAUUUUGUGGGCUCGGGAUUGGCUUUCUGAAGGUCUUUCCCAGGAAAAUAAAGGAGCGGGAGCUGCGCGCUCGCCUCCCGCCUUCCCCGGGUGCUUCCGCCACCGCGGCAGCUCGUUAGCCCUGACGAAGCAGCAUCACCACGAUGACAAGGACACCCCGCAGGGGCCACUCCGGGGAGCAGGAGCUGAACCAGCCGGCACAAGCUGCUUGGAAGAGCUGCUGGAGGAGCCACUCCAUCCCCAGCUCCCGCUGACCUUCUGGCGCUUUCCAGGAGGAAUCCAUCACCAGCUCCGGGUGCUGCCUGGUGCUGGGGCACGUCUCGGUGCCACGGUGGCCACACAAGUCCCGGUGCCGUGUCCAGGCUGACCAGCAGCCGUUUGUUUUGUAAUUGAUGGGGCGGUGGCGGCCCAGCGCGGGUGAGUGACUGCGCCGGCCGGCGACGGCGAUGUUUUAUCCGCCGGGGCUGGCACGGGUAAUUUACUGUGCUCGGCAAUAACAUAUUUCACUUCCCGUCUCCCAGAUGAAGAUUACUUGUGUUUGAAAGUGCCUGAACACACACUCAAUUCUGCUUAAACGCUCGCAGCCAGCCGAGCGCGGCUCGGCCCCGCGCCGGGGUGGCACAGGGACGGGGAUGGGGACAAGGAUGGGGACAGGCUGGAGCACGGCCCCUGCUCCCUCUGGAGCCACUGGGGAGAACCCCGCGCAGCGCCCGGCACGGCGGCUGGAAAUAUUCCAUCCACCUUCCCUGACAUUUCGUCUGGCCGGCCAAGGAGCUCCGUGGCAUUUCCGAGAGGGGCUGGGGAAAGGUCAGGGGGUGGAAAAGGUUGGCAGGGUCGGUGCUCCUGCCUCAUCCCGAGGCUGCUCCUGACCCCCCCGGACAACUGCAGCCCCAGGGCUGGAUAUCCCUUCCAGGGCUGUGAUGUCCCUUCCAGGGCUGGGAUGUCCCUUCCAGUGCUGGGAUAUCCCUUCCAGUGCUGGGAUAUCCAUUCCAGUGCUGGGAUAUCCCUUCCAGGGCUGGGAUAUCCCUUCCAGUGUGGGAAUGCCAGGUGCUGUUCUGGGAUGCCCGAGCCACCUGAGCGAUGAGUCAGCACCAGCAAGGAGGGUUCUCUGCGCACCUCCAGGAGCUCCCUGUGAGAGGCAGGUGUGAGGGUGGGCAGGAGCUGGGGCUGCAGGAGUGAGGGGCUCAGAGCUUUGGGGACGUGGCGGGACCGUGCUGCCAGGGCUGGAUCCUGUCCAGCUCCUUCUCUUGCUCCCGGUGGGCUCUGGGCAGAGCCGAGCUGGGGGUGUGGAAGCCCAAGGCUGACCCUGCUGACCCCCUGUGGCCCCUGGGUGGGGUGCUGGCCCCAGUGCUGCCGCUCGUCCUGCCGGUGCUGGCGCGUCCCCAGCGUUCCCGCUGCCGUUAAUGGAUGCUGAUGUGUCACCCAGCCCAUUUGUCUUCAUUUGGUGCCAGCCGGUGGCUGCGGGGACACGCCAGGGCUGGGCACAACGCCCUGGAGCCGCGGCCUGGCCCAGCAGCAGGAUGGGGGAUGGCACGGCCAGCACAACCAGGAGUGGAUGUUGAUCUCCAUUCCCAUUCCCAGUGAGAAUCCCUGGUCGCUUUGCAGGCAGGGACAGCCAGCCUGAGACCCCAGCAGGGCUGGGGACACCUUCCUUGUUUGUGGCACGAGCUCUGUGUGCCACCGAGCCCGCUGAGCCGGUGUCCCAGGGCAGGUGGGCGUGGAUUUGGGGGCACAGCAAGGCAGGGACCAGAUGGGCUGGCCCAGAGGUCCCUCCAGCUCCCCAUGGCCACCAUCAUCCUCCCUCAUGGCACCGUCACCACCGUGUCCCACCAGAUUCCGGGAUGGAACCUCUCCGCUGGAGCUGGGUGAUUUCUGAUUAAGGAUUACUGUACCAUCGGCUUCGGUUUGAUUGCAGAUGUUUUUAAUUAUAUCGUAUAAGAUCGUAUUAUGUAAUUGCAUUUAUCUGAUUGAAGCCUUAAUUGUAGGAUUUCAUAAUGGUUUGACUGGGUAAAUACACCGUCGCGUCUGUUGUCCCCCACCGAAAAUUAGGUGCUUCAUGUCUUUAUUGCAUUAUCCUGGAGAGGAGCUUAAAUUGGGAAGGAAGGAAUUAGGAGAGAGAGAAAGAAGGAAAGGCGAGUUUGUCAUAGGAUCACAGAACCCUGGAAUGGUUUG